AUGUACUGUGGCGGUCUGACCUUCAGGCGCGGUGUGUUCAGGGGCGUCGGGCGGCUGGAGACCAUGAUGUCGGUGUGCUACGGCCGCAGCGAAGCGCUGGUGUUCACCGGAGCCGCCACUGGAGACGUUUACAUCUGGAAGGAGCCGCUGCUGAUGAAAACUGUCAAAGCUCACGAUGGACCAGUGUUCGCCAUGUUCUCCCUGGACAAGGGCUUCGUGACCGGCGGGAAGGACGGCGUGGUGGAGCUGUGGGACGACAUGUUUGAUCGCUGCCUGAAGACCUACGCCAUCAAGAGAGCCGCUCUGUCUCCAGGCUCGAAAGGGCUGCUGCUUGAGGACAACCCGUCCAUCAGAGCCAUCACUUUGGGUCAUGGUCACAUCCUGGUGGGAACCAAAAACGGAGAAGUUCUAGAGAUUGACAAGACUGGACCCAUGACUCUGCUGGUGCAGGGUCACAUGGAGGGUGAAGUUUGGGGACUGGCCCCCCACCCUCUCCUCCCCAUCUGUGCCACCGUCAGCGACGAUAAAACGCUGCGUCUGUGGGAGACGUCAGCCAAUCACCGCAUGGUCGCU
Molecule: messenger RNA, 573 nt
Organism: Paralichthys olivaceus (Japanese flounder)
Lineage: Eukaryota; Metazoa; Chordata; Actinopteri; Pleuronectiformes; Paralichthyidae
Source: RefSeq, a predicted model, not a curated record